Messenger RNA from Aethalodelphis obliquidens (Pacific white-sided dolphin), 2131 nucleotides. It is a transcript of the gene HEXD, whose product is annotated as hexosaminidase D. NCBI's taxonomy places the organism in Eukaryota, Metazoa, Chordata, Mammalia, Artiodactyla, Delphinidae. Gene Ontology annotation, biological process: carbohydrate metabolic process. Gene Ontology annotation, molecular function: hexosaminidase activity. The record is from RefSeq and is a predicted model, not a curated record. The transcript is spliced from 15 exons. Bases 409 to 1920 code for a protein of 503 amino acids.
GCGAGCCCGGGACGAGCGCCGCGAGAGUUAGCGCGAGACCAGCGCGGCCGGGGACGCGGAGCGACGCGUUCCGCCGUCGACCUCCGGUCUGGUGGCCAGGCCUGAGCAAUCGGAGGCCGAGCGCCGAGCGGGACGGAACGGGGACCUGAGGGCGUCCGCGGCGCACCCGCUGUUGCCUGCCCCCUCCUCCUCCCCUGCCCUCCGCGGAACCCGACGAGUCUCCAAGUCUUCGUCUGAAGUGUGUCCUCGCCCAACCAGAACCUUACGUCCAGUGGGCAAGAAGUAAGAUCUUAACCAACGCUGUGGAGAUACCUGAUUCUGAAAGAGUGGAAUUAGCAGUGAGGUGCAUUCAUGAGGAUUAAGUCUGAAGAAGAUUUUGCAGCAACUUACAUUGGUAAACAACUCUGAAUGUGUCUGAUGCAGGAAGAAGUGUCCAGACAAGAGGUUUUUUUGUCACAUGAUUUCACAAAAAAUAGUACGAUGUCGGGUUGCUCACCAUUUAAGAUGCGACUAGUUCAUCUGGACCUGAAAGGAGCCCCACCGAGGGUCUGCUACCUCUCAGAGAUUUUCCCCCUGUUCCGUGCCCUGGGUGCCAACGGCCUCCUCAUCGAGUAUGAAGACAUGUUUCCCUAUGAGGGCCACCUGAGGCUGCUGAGGGCCAAGCACGCAUACAGCCCCUCCGAAAUCAAAGAGAUCCUGCAUCUGGCCACACUGAAUGAGCUGGAGGUCAUUCCCUUGGUGCAGACAUUUGGGCACAUGGAGUUUGUGCUGAAGCACGAGGCUCUCGCUCACCUCCGGGAAGUGGCACUUUUCCCCAACACCCUGAAUCCCCACAAGGCGGAGUCCCUGGCACUGGUUGGAGCCAUGAUUGACCAGGUGAUGGCGCUGCACCCGGGCGCCCGGUGGCUCCACAUCGGCUGUGACGAGGUCUACUACCUCGGAGAGGGUGAGGACUCAAGACAGUGGCUGCAGCAGGAGCCCAACACCAGAGCAGAGCUGUGUCUGUCCUACAUGGAGGCGGUGGCCAGCCAUGUGCAGGCUCGGCACCCGACCACGACGCCCCUGGUGUGGGACGACAUGCUGCGGGACAUCCCCGAGGACCAGCUCUCAGCAUCGAGGGUGCCGCAGCUGGUGGAGCCUGUGCUCUGGGACUACGGGGCCGACCUGGACGUCCACAGCAAGGCGCUCCUCAUGGAGAAGUACCGGAAGAGCGGCUUCUCCUGGCUCUGGGCCGCCAGUGCCUUCAAGGGAGCCACGGGGGCAAGCCAGGCCCUGACCCCCAUCGAGCACCACCUCAGAAACCACAUGCAGUGGCUGCAGGUGGCGGGCAGUGUGCCAGCGGACACGCUGCAGGGCAUCGUCCUGACUGGCUGGCAGAGGUAUGACCACUUCUCUGUGCUGUGCGAGCUGCUGCCCGUGGGAAUCCCGUCCCUGGCUGUCUGUCUGCAGGUGCUUCUACAUGGCGGCUUUGCCGAAAACGUUAAAGCAAGAGUGGAGAACUUUCUUGGGACUUCGAGCUUGGAAGCAGCGGAUUUUAGGAGUGAGAGGGCCGGCUCCUUCCCUGGCAGCGACAUCUUGAACCUCAUCACACAAGUCAGCCUCCAUCUGUGCAGCUCCGUGGAUGCACUGCUGGAGAGGGACAGGUAUGUGACCGGCUGGUUCAGCCCCUACCAUCGCAGGCGGAAGUUCAUCCACCCCGUCAUGAUCCAGCACAUCCAGCCCCAGGCGCACAGUCUCCUGGCCAGGUGGAGCGUUCUCGUGGGGGAGCUGGAGGCUGCCCUGCAGCGUGUCUUCUACCCAGACGCAGUGGAGGAGUGGCUGGAGGAAAACGUGCGCCCCAGCCUGCGGCGGCUGCAGGCUCUGCUGCAGGAUCUGGGUGAGGCAGCCGGCCCCAGGCCCGACUCGGGUCAGGACCCCUGAGGGGAGGGGGCCAAGCUCAGGCUGUCGGCCUUCCUGCACCCUCAUCCAGCUGCACCCGGCCCCACGUGCGCCUCCUGAGCCCUGGGCAGCCGUGCCAGCAGACAGCGCCCACAGAAACAAGAGUAAACAUGGAAGGAAAAGACACUCUGGGCCUAUACAAUGAUCAGCAUUAGAACUUUAAUUCUUUCAAAAUAAAAAGGAGUGGAAGCCA